AUGGCUGGCCGCAAGACUUUGUUGGCGCCGAUCCAUUUUAUCUUCAGCCUGCUGCAGAAGCGCAGUACGGUUUCUAUCUGGCUGUACGAGCAGCUCGCCUUCCGGAUAGAGGGCAAGAUCCGAGGAUUCGAUGAGUUUAUGAACCUGGUCAUUGACGAUGCUGUGGAGGUGCGCCUCGCAACCAAGACCGAGGAAGAGAAGCGCCGCCCGCUCGGCCAAAUCCUGCUCAAGGGCGACAACGUGUCACUGAUCCAGGCCGUUUGA
This is a messenger RNA of Penicillium alfredii, 264 nucleotides long. RefSeq names its product small nuclear ribonucleoprotein E. Gene Ontology annotation, biological process: spliceosomal snRNP assembly; mRNA splicing, via spliceosome. Gene Ontology annotation, molecular function: RNA binding. Bases 1 to 264 code for a protein of 87 amino acids. NCBI's taxonomy places the organism in Eukaryota, Fungi, Ascomycota, Eurotiomycetes, Eurotiales, Aspergillaceae. Gene Ontology annotation, cellular component: precatalytic spliceosome; U5 snRNP; U2 snRNP. The transcript has 3 exons. The record is from RefSeq and is a predicted model, not a curated record.